UACCCCGAACCAACACAAACCUGCCAAUUUUCUUUAGUCUUCUUUGCAAUUGUUAUCGAUGUGGGAGUAGUAAUUUAUUUCCAUAGUUACAAAGUUUGAAAGGUUUUUUGAAGAAGAUUUAAGAUUAAAUUGUUUAAUUACUUUGAGAAAUAAAACUAUAAAUAUCUAUGUUUCAAAUAAAUAAAUCCGUCUGCUCCUUCAAAUUGUUAACAUUUUCUUUACGUAUUUGAUGUAUCCGGGUCGCGAUUUUUAUUAUUUAGUCAAGUUAAAUAUUGCAGAUUUAACAAGAUGAUGGAACUUUCUCACAGUUUGACACUCAAUGAAGAGGCUUUGCAACAAAUUCAAGAGCCGAAAAGGCCAGUUUUUAUUUUUGAGUGGCUCAGGUUCUUGGAUAAAGUUCUUAUUGCAGCUCAAAAAUCGGAUAUCAAAGGGUGCCAAAAGAAGCUGGUGGAGCAGUUGAUGAAACAGGUCAAUGAAUCUCCUGGUCCACCCUCGCGAAAAUUAAUUGGCCGCUGUCUAGCCACCCUCUUCAAUGUGGGGGAUGCUUCUUUGCUCUUUGAUACAAUCAACAAGUGUAAUGACAUUGCAAAGAACAAGGACGAUUCUCCAAGCUUCAUUCAAACAAAGCUAGCUGCCAUCACUUGCUUGGGAACAAUGUAUCAGCAAUUGGGAAGGAUGACUGGACGUUCCUAUGAAGAAACUGUGCAUAUUCUUUUGAAAUCAUUAAAGAAUGCUGAUUCUCAAACAAGAUGUGAGAUAAUGAUAAGCAUGGAAAAAGUUGUGUCAGGUCUGGGUAAUGCUGCCACUUCUGUUCAUAAAGAUAUUUUUAAAGCUCUGAAACAUUGCUUGACUGACAGAGUGAUGACUGUGCGUUGUGCUGCUGCCAAGUGCCUGCAAGAGAUGAUCAAACAUUCUCAGUUUCUGUAUACCUCUGAUUUGGAGACUGUUGCAUCUCUCUGCUUCCGAUCAUUUGAAGGUUCUAACUAUGAAGUGCGCUGUGCUGUCUCUGAACUCUUGGGAGUAGUCAUGGCAACCACACAGCAGGCCUCUCAUCCCACUGUUGGCAAGAACCGUCUUCCCACUCUGGAGGAAGUAUUGGGUCUGUUGUCUUCUGGAUUCCUGCGUGGUGGAAUCGGUUUCCUAAAAGGCAGUGCUGGAGAAAUGAUCAAAGGUAGUUCUUCCGUCAGUCGAGAAAUUAGAGUUGGUGUUACACAUGCUUACGUUGUAUUUAUACAAAAGCUUGGUGGAGUGUGGCUCGAGAAUAAUUUGAAUGUGAUGUUAACGCACUUGCUAGAACUUGUGACCAACCCGAAGGCUAUUCCGACUCACGUGGAUGCUGUUUACAGCAGGAAGUGCGUCAACUUUGUCCUGCAGUCUGUUCUCGGUAGAAUGUUGUGCGAAAAGGCUCAAGCCUCUGCUUGUAAGGAAUUAGUACGAAUGGUCUUAAAAUAUGCAAGUGAAGACUCUAGUUCAUCAGAAAGUGUGAGCAAGGAGAGUCAACAGGAGUCUGCCCUGAGCCAACAUGUGAUUGUAUGUGCUCUUCAUCAACUGGGAUCUUUAAUUAAUGUUCUGGACACGACAGCGGUGUCUCUUGUUUGUGAUCCUUCCCUCUCUGUGAUAGAUUCAGUUUUCUCCAUACUGGUGCAUUCUAGUUCAGCUGCCAGAUUGUCUGCCGCUUGGUGCCUGAGGCUUAUAUCUUCUGCUGUACCCUCUCAGUUGACCCCUCUCCUAGAGCGUUGUUGCGAAAAGCUUGACCACUUCAAAUCAUCACCAGAGGCCAUUGCUGGCUAUUCUGCUGCAAUAAGUGCUCUGCUGGGGGCUUCUCAGAGAACACCCCUCGGAAUUCCCCACAAUAGGGGGAAGGUGAUAUUUAAUAUAGCAGAAGACUUACUUAGAAGUGCCUCUCAAAAUAGUCGUCUUUCUUUGCAACGCACGCAAGCCGGCUGGCUGAUGAUUGGCUCUGUCAUGACCUUAGGUGCACCUGUUGUGAGAGGUCUCUUACCCAGAAUGAUGCUGCUGUGGAAGAAUUCUUUUCCGAGAUCCAACAAAGAGCUCGAGCAGGAGAGGCACAGGGGAGACGCUUUCACUUGGCAAGUCACACUGGAGGGUCGCGCUGGAGCAUUGGCCACAAUGGCUAGUUUUCUUCUACAUUGUAAAGAGCUUGUAACGGAUGACAUUGUGAGGAGAAUACUAUCUCCCAUUGAAUCAGCCCUCAUAAUGCUUGUUAAUGUCGGGCAUGUAUUUAAAUCUUAUGGUCAACAUUUGAAAGCAUGUGCUGCUAUGGUUCGCAUGCGUUUGUAUGAAGUUCUCUCUUUUCUGCCACCCAACUCAUACGAAGGGACCUAUAACAGUCUUCUAAGGCUCCUAGUUGCAGAAUUCACCUUGACUGAAAAUCCUGCUAACACAACUACUUCAUUACUAAGAAGUUUGUGCCAUGCUAAUGACAGCAUAAUAUUAGGAUUCUGGUUACAAGAAACUGACCAUAAGGCCAUUGAAGAUCAGAUGGAACCAAAUAGAAAAUUGGACAAAGAUAAUUUACAACCGAAUAGUGCAUCUGGUUCUGGUUCUCUUGAGCAUGAUCCCACUCUGUUGUACAAAAAUUUAAAAAAAGGAGAGAGUGUCCCAGACCCACUUCCUUUAGGAGUUGCUGUGAUCGAUACAUCCGUUGUGCUGUUUGGUGUAGUCUUUCCUGUUGUUGCCUACAAGCACAGGCUACAAAUGCUGGAUCAUUUCUCUGAAUGUAUUCGACAGGCAAAAGCUACCAGGCAAGAAGCUGUACAGAUUAACAUAUUCACUGCUCUUUUAAAUGCACUUAAAGCUCUGGUUGAAACAAAAUCCAGCCUUGGAUCAGAAGACGUCCGGAAAGCAGCAGUUCGUCUUGCUUUGGGAUCAUUGAGCCAUGCCAAUCCAAUCUUGAGGUGCGCUGCAGGAGAGGCCCUUGGACGAAUGGCACAAGUUGUUGGAGACGGCAAGUUUGUCGCAGAAAUAGCUCAGCAUAUGUUCGAUCGACUUAAAUCUGCUCGUGAUGCAGCUUCUAGGACUGGUCAUUCUCUGGCCCUUGGUUGUUUGCAUCGUUACGUUGGAGGUAUGGGAACAGGACAGCAUUUAAACACGAGUGUCAGUAUUCUCUUGGCACUGGCGCAGGAUACCAAUGCUCCAGUGGUUCAGCUGUGGGCUCUGCAUGCAUUGUCAAUGAUUGCAGACUCUGGGGGUCCAAUGUUCAGAUCUUAUGUGGAGCCCACUUUAUCCAUCAUUCUGAAACUCCUGCUGUUCAUGGCUCCCACGCACAUCGAUGUUCACCAGUGCAUUGGAAAAUGCUUAACAGCUCUGAUCACUACUGUUGGACCUGAAUUACAAGGCAAUUCACUGUCUGUGUGCACGACACGCUCAUCUUUCCUUGUUGCGUGUGCCAUAAUGCAAGAUCACGGUGACCCUUUGGUCCAAGCUGAAGCCAUAUCAUGCCUGCAGCAGCUUCAUAUGUUUGCUCCAAAGCAUCUCAAUCUUUCAACCCUGGUACCCACUCUUUGUUGUGCCUUGUAUAGUUCUCACUUACUGCUGAGGCGUGCAGCAGUGGCAUGCUUGAGGCAGCUUGCUCAACGUGAAGCCUCCGAAAUAUGCACUCAUGCCCUCUCCUGGGCUCGAGAAACCUCCCCUGCGGUCACCAACAAGAGGUUUUUCUGUGAUCACGGCCUGGAAGGAGUGAUAUUCUCAAUGUUGGACACUGAAACUGACCUUCACUUGUUGGCUGAUGCCCAUGACACCCUCACCAGUAUGCUGCAGACCCUUGCUGAAGAAAAUGUUGGACAUUGGUUGCAACUUUGCAAAGGAGUUUUAACAGCUACAGAAUUCGUCUCUAAACCUGAGAAAGAUGAGAAUAACGAUGCUGAUAAUGAUGCAGAUGAUGAAUCUAGAUUCAAGGCAACAGAUGAAACUUCCUAUAGUAUUGUUUCUCCCAGAUGGUCUACCAGAGUUUUUGCAGCUGAAUCUUUGCAGAGAAUCAUUGGUGCCUGUGAGGAGAAGGCAGCUCACUUUGACCUUGCACUCGCCAGAGAAAAUAAACUUCUGCACAAUAGAGAUUAUUUGGCCCUUCAUUUGUCUGAUUUAGUGAGAAUGGCUUUUAUGGCUGCCACCUCAGACAGUGAUCCACUUCGAAUUAAGGGACUUAAAGCAUUGGAAAUAAUUAUCAGCAAGUUUUCAAAAGUUCCAGAACCAGAAUUUCCUGGGCAUGUCAUUUUGGAGCAAUAUCAAGCUCAAGUUGGUGCUGCAUUGCGACCUGCUUUUUCUCCAGAUACUCCAUCACACAUCACUGCCUUUGCAUGCCAAGUUUGUAGUGCCUGGAUUGGUUGUGGAGUGGCUAGAGAUUUAAACGACUUGAGAAGAGUUCACCAAUUGUUAGUUUCUUGCCUGGAGAAGCUUCAUAAAGGAUCCAAAACUCUGAUCUACAAUGAAAGUGCCUCUACAAUGGAGAAAUUGGCUAUUUUAAAAGCAUGGGCUGAAGUGUAUGUGGUGGCUAUGAACAGUGAAACCAACCCUAGAGAAGGACUUCUGCGAUUGGUGUCUCCUGAAUUGUCACUCUUAAGCACCUACUGGUUAGCUUUUUUGAAAGACUAUGCACUCUUGUCUCUGCCAUCAGAAUUUCGUUCCCAACUACCUCACGAAGGGGGUGCAUUUUACAGCUCCGACACCAUCGACUCGGUACGGAAGUUCUACAAGGACACUUGGCCACCUGUUUUGAAUGCAGCUACCCUCUGGCUGUGCAGCGGAGGGUUUGAAAACAUUGAGAAGAAUGAAAUUUCCACUUUUUCACCCAAUCUUCAUGCGUACGUGAUUUCCAGCAAUAAGAGCCUAGCUGAAAUUAACUCAGAUCAUUUUCAUUUGAUUUUUGGUAUCUGUCUUGAAUCUCUUUGUUCUCAUUAUUCAUCACCUGAUUGUGUGAAAGUUUGCCUGAAUUCUUUUAUCCAACUCUUCAGCCAUCCCUUACCCUCUAAGAUACUCGGACAAGACUCACAACUCUCUAUAGAACUUGCCAAUGUCUUGCAUAGGUUACUGCUCACAAGAGAUAAUCCUGAAACCCAACUUUCCAUCAUGAAGGUUACCGAGUUACUCGUCACCUCUCACAAAGAUUUCAUUGAGGGUGAAAGGAAGAAACAAUUAAAAGAGCUUGCACCUGCAAAUCAAGAACCAAAAGAUGUGAGCAGUGAGUUGGCGUCUCUGGGUGAAGGGGGUGAGAACGGCAUCAUUGCACCUGAGAAAUCUGUUGUGUUUUCCCUUAUGGAGAACUGUCUCUGCCUCAUCAUAUGUCAACUGCCUCAAAUAAGUCCAACCUUUGCCAGCAAUACAGGGACCUCUAAAUGCAGCAAAGUCCUCACUCAGGAAUCUGCUUCAUUAGUGUGUGCUUCAUUAAAGGUUCUCGUCAAGCUUCCCAUUCUCUGCUCAUAUGCAGCCUCUGCUGGUGUGGCCACAAUUGCAACUCACCUGAUUGUGGGAGUGCUGAAGGAGAUCACGGUGGAUCAACUGCAGCAACCUUUCAUCCAGACGGUAUUUGCCUGCUUGCAAGAUCUUUGCACCAACUCAAUGGCAAAAAAUGUUGCCUGCAAAAAGGAAUGGAUUUCUCUUCUCCAAAGUGGACUGGCUCAUCUCUCACAUUUUUCUCAAACUAGUUCCAAUCCUAAUGAGGUAGAGAAGUACAUUGCUGUCUCAUCCAUCACUGUCUACAUCACAUCAGCUCCUCGUGAGGUUGUCUGCCCUCCCAACUUGCGUCAACACUGUAUCAAUAUAUUUACACACGCACUUCAACAGGAAAACUCCAUUGUUCAGAUCAAAGCAAUAUCCUGUCUUCACUCCAUCUUUCUUCAUCCUGAUAUGGUUGUUGUUGGACCUUACAUUCAUUCACUUUGUCCAAAACUCAUUGAGCUGGUCAGUCAGUUCUCUACCGAGUUGACCUCCUUAGAUUUCUUUCCUGAAAACAAAGUGAAUGCUAUAAAGGAAUUGGUGGUGACCCUCAAGGUCCUGGUAGACAUUGCAGCCAAUGAUAAGAAACUGGUAAUUGUUGGCCUGUAUGUUCCCACACUUGUCACCCUCUUGCUGGACCCCGAUUCCCCCCAACAAUCUUUCUCACCUGCGAGGCUAGCAGUUCACGAGUGUGCGCUCCAACAACUAAUGAAGAUAGGACCGCAAUACCCGCACGAAUUUCGAACGGUGGUGGGCUGCAGUGUCCGUCUGAAGAACCGCAUAGAAGCCUGUAUACGCAUUGCCCAAGCAGGAUCCUCCAACUUCAAUAGAGACAAUUCUUCCUCUCAAACACAGACUUCCUCCUCCUCUCCCACCAUUAAACUCAAAAUGGAUUUCAGUAAUUUUAGUAGAUGAAAAAAGUCAUAAAAGUUAUUUCUUUUUUUUUUUUUUUCAAGGGCAGAAAUGUGUAUUUUUCAGACUUUUUGAGAAUAUUCUGUUAAUAACUACUACUUUAACUAAUAGGCGUAGCAUAAUGUGGUGUGUGGAGUACCAAAGCAUUUGAAACUCGAUAUUUAUCUAAACUUACUUAUAACAGAAUUUGUUAGUUUUUAUCUGAAAAUUCUUUCAAUUAAAAAUUGUAACUUUUGUGUUUUAUUUAUGGACUGAAAGAAAUUAUAUAUGUUAUGCUUGAAGAAUUA
Parasteatoda tepidariorum (common house spider) is the source of this 6650-nucleotide messenger RNA. The record is from RefSeq and is a predicted model, not a curated record. Lineage: Eukaryota; Metazoa; Arthropoda; Arachnida; Araneae; Theridiidae.